Molecule: messenger RNA, 3330 nt
Organism: Cladocopium goreaui
Lineage: Eukaryota; Dinophyceae; Suessiales; Symbiodiniaceae
Source: the annotation of a GenBank genome assembly
AUGUUUUAUGUGCAACCCUGUCAGGCGGUGUCAAGCGAGGCCGUGCGUGUCUUUUCUGACCACACGGUGAACGAAGAAUUGCAAUCCAGUGGUGAGCGACAAGCCAAAGUGAAAGGAUUGGUCCAGAAAUUGCAACAAGCCGUAGAACGCCUACAAGCAGGUGGCGAAAUUCCUUGCCACUUUACAACUUUAACUACUGCCAUUUACCACUGGCAAGACUUAGCCAAAAUUUUGGAAAAGUAUGAGGUUGCAGUAACAGAGCGGCGACAAGGUCGGUCAGAUCCACUUGAACCGGCCGAACGCAAGUUGUCAGCAGAGAGACGCCGUGUCUUGAAGUAUCCCGGCGUUGUAGCAUGGUUUACAGGGUACAAAAUGGAGUUGUUUUACAAGCAUGUCUUGAAAUACGAAGACGGAGAAGGAGUCUUUGAGUGGGGUGCAGACGGUAUCAUGCAUCUGCACUCGAUCAAUUUUGGCGCGCAGAUGCCGCGAGUUGAUCCCGCUCAAGAUGAAUGGCGACUGCCGUGCCCGCAGAGCAUUCGCACUGCCCAAGACGUUGCGCAAGUGCAUGAAGAGUACGUGACAGACUGGAGUCUGAGCAAAGCAGAAAAGUGGUCAGAACAAGACAUUGAGAAUGCAGCAGCACGCCGGACAAGUGGUGGCUCCCCACUACAUUCAGAUGCAGAAUCAGAUGGAUCGGAAGAUUUGGAGUGCCAUAACAGUGCAAAGACACAAGAUUUGGAGCCCAAAAACAAGCGCGCGCGUGUGUCUUUUCUGACCGCGAGCGCAGCGGAGAGCAAGAAGCAAGAGCAGUUGCAAGUUGGCUUGGAAGCAGAUGUGUUUUGUCAGCAUGGGUUAGCUUCAGAUGUAGAUUUUGUGCGGGUGUUUCCAACACCUACAAGCAUGGCAUAUGUCGAGGAUGCAGCUGGACGCCGGAAGGUUCGGGCGCUGACAGCAGAGGAGAAAAAGUUACUGAAAGAUUUGGAUGCUUUGGUGGUGCAAAAAGAUUGGCAUCCGUGUCAGAUAGGAACAGACCAGAAAGCACUCAUGAUGACCAAUAACUGCCAGCUUGUCAGGCGCAUGCGGCGCAAAUGGUACCGCAAGCUUGCCGAGAAAUGCAACAUGCAUGAUCGACACAGUGGGGUAGGUGUCGAAGUGCCGCCAGUUUACGUGGAAGUUCCGGCAGAGGAGGAAGCAGCUGGCGAAGCAGAGAGCAGAACCGACAUCAACCAUGAUGUCGCCGAGAUUUCCGUAGCCAGUUUAAAUUUGCAUAUGCAGCCAUUGCGUGCAGAUGUCCGUGAAAUGAUUUCCGAGCAUGAUGUUUUCUGUUUGCAAGAAUUGACGCCGGCAGCAUUGCCGGCCGUGCUUGCUGCUGGACGGGACUUGGAAUAUGAUGUGAUCAGCCCGGCACAGCGUGGUCAUACAAUGCUUGAAGGUUUCGAUGUUUGCAUGCUUUUGCGCAAGGCCACUCUGAAGCGCUUGCGCGUCGGCAUUGUUCCGUUGACUGCAGGGGGCGUACGGCAUAUGUUGCAUGUACGAGUCCAGGUGAAGAAGAAUGGAGCUUGUUUAGCUUUGGCCACUGCGCAUUGCACGGCAGGCAAGGAGGAGGUAAUGCAGAGGACAGCCGAGAUGGAUGCGAUUUGGAGCGCCUUAGAAGCUUUAACUGUCGAUGGUUGUAUUUUUGCAGGGGAUACCAACAUGCACGCUGAAGAAGGCAUACCGCAGCAGUACCGAGAACAAUGGGAUGAUGCUUGGGAGGUGGACGGUGCUGAUGCAACUUUGUCAGGCACGUGGUGUCAAGAUUGGAUGGACACGACGCACCCCCUGGUGCCAUCGUGGCGUUUUGAUCGCGUUUUUUACUUAGCCAAGGUAUUUUACCGUGAUGUCCCACAGGAAGCUGUCACUAAGGAGCCUGCCGGUGUUGAUGCUGCUGUGAUUUCUCUGUCCGGUAUCAAUACCGAUCCUGUAGGAGACGCAUCGAGUUCGGAUGCCGCUGUGACUUUUCUGUCCGGCGUUCAGCAGCAAUCUGGAAGCAAGGUCUCAGAAGAGCGGCGACGCCGUGGCGGAGGUCAGAGUCAGAGGUCUGUGCGGUUGCAGAGUUUAGCUUUGGUCCAAAACAGUUUUGACCGUACUUGGGGACUGGGUUUGUCCGACCAUGCUUGCAUCUCCAGUUGGUUUUUAGUGCAGGCAGGAGCUGUGGCGGAGCAGUUGCCGCAAGCAGAAUAUUUGCGCGUGGUGCGUCCAGGCUUAGGAACUAAAAAUGCGAAUUUUGGCACCAAUUUGACGCCGGAAACAGUGCAGCAGAUGUCGUUGGCACAGUUUGUAGGCCGAGUAGAUCGCAGAGGCAAGAAGUUAAGUCUGCGCAAGAAGCAUGCCAUCGUCAAAGAAAAGCCGUAUUUAAAUUUAGACAGUAGGAGACCCAAUGCCGGGGAUAUGGCUCGCUACGCUUUGCGCUUGCACCGGCCUUUUGUAGCAGUGACAGAUGAUCCUGGUUUGUUGUCAGACAAAGAUGCCAUUGAACAGUUGCACACUUUUGUUGAAUCUGCUGUAUGUCCCCUUUGGUUGAAACAACGCUUUCGUCGCCAGAACAAGGUGAAGAAAGCCAAAGGCCGUCGCACGGGCGAUGUGGCUUUUCUGCCCGUCGUUCCCGAUGCACCCCCAGCUGCAAGCCAAGCAGCAAGCACCGGCGCUGAUGUGGCUUUUCUGCCCGUCGCGUCUGGUGUUGUACCCUCAGCUGGAAGCCAGGCAGCAGACACUGGCGCUGAUGUGGCUUUUCUGCCCGUCGCGCUUGGUGUGGUUGAAUCAUCGGCAGUGUCUGAUGGUGUUGUCGAGCCGGGCAAAAACAUGUCCGCUGCGGUCCCGGAUAAAGCAGAUGCAGGAAGUGGGCUUGCCAAAGAAGGGUUGCCGAAGGCCGCGCUACAGCAACUGUGCGCGUGUGGGUUGUCAAUUGGACACGGCACACGAGCACGUGUGGCACUCUGUCCUGGAGGUGACUUGACAUCUUCCGUGAAGGAUGGACUAUGGCGGAAUGAGGAGGAGGAUCUAGAAGACCCACGAGAAAGGCUGGCAAAGCGGGCUCGCUACGUUUUAGCAAAUUCUGUGUUGCCCGGCACACACGUGAGGACGCUGCGGAGCACACAGGGAGGUUUGUCCCAUGAAGAAGCCAGCGCACUGGAGGAGGAUCAAGCAGCUGACCAAGGAUUCGGUUUCUCUGACGAUCCGUCCGCUGCAGCAGCUAGUCGGCCGAAGCAGCAGCAAAAGCGCAAUGCCGCAGAAGUGGGCGGCGUCCAGGCAACAGCGCUGAAGUAUCUAGUCAUCUUGGCGCUGAUUUAA